AUGGAUAAGCAACCUUCUGAUUUGACUGGCUGGGACAGGAAGACAAGGAAGUCAAGGACCUUCAUUCUCUUGUCUUAUGGUGACUGCCUGCCUAGUCUAGCACUGGUUGUUGAAAGGGCUGUAGAAGCACACCUUUAUCGCAUACGUCGUAACCUCAAACAACUUGUUCUUCCACCCUGGAAUGUCAUAGCAGUGGGUGGAUUUGAACAAGCUAUCAAGAAUUAA
This is a messenger RNA of Prunus armeniaca (apricot), 225 nucleotides long. NCBI's taxonomy places the organism in Eukaryota, Viridiplantae, Streptophyta, Magnoliopsida, Rosales, Rosaceae. The record is from the annotation of a GenBank genome assembly.